UGAAGAUAUUGAAAAUGUGAUGGAUGUUGAAAAUCCAACUGAUGAUGGAGGCACAACUGAUGAUAAAAAUACUACUGAUGAUGAAAAUCAAAUGGAUUAUGAAUAUGUAAUGGAUGAUGAAUAUGUAACGGAUGAUGAAUAUAUGACGGAUAAUGAAAGAAUA
Messenger RNA from Racocetra persica, 163 nucleotides. The record is from the annotation of a GenBank genome assembly. NCBI's taxonomy places the organism in Eukaryota, Fungi, Glomeromycota, Glomeromycetes, Diversisporales, Gigasporaceae.